This is a messenger RNA of Guillardia theta CCMP2712, 288 nucleotides long. RefSeq lists its product as hypothetical. NCBI's taxonomy places the organism in Eukaryota, Cryptophyceae, Pyrenomonadales, Geminigeraceae. The record is from RefSeq and is a predicted model, not a curated record. The annotation marks the transcript as partial. The transcript has a single exon.
CUUCCAUGCUCUCUCCUCUGCUGCAGGAGCCAUCACCGGCAUCGCCAUGCUUGACGUCGGGCGACACAUUGCAGACGAGCUCGUAUCGAUGACAGCUGCCCUCAACGACAUCUUGGCACGAGCGACGCGGCUCGUGACCCUUCACAACUCCAUCCUGCUGGGUCAGAUCAUGGAGAAGUUCGGCGAUCAGCUCGCGGACCUCCCGGUCGUGCAGCUGGACUCGCGUCUGACCAAGUUUGAGACCGACAAUGUGCGUCCUCGCCUGUGGGUCAAGCAGGUGGAGGAUGG